UUAAUCGAAUAUGAGUCAGUAUUAUCAAGACUAGCAUAAACAGUGACUCUAGUUUCUCCGAUUCCAGUCCGAAUGAAAUAAUGCCGCGAUGAGACAAUUCACUGGGAAUGUCAAUGUCAGCACUCAGCAGAGAGCUUCCUUACUCUGCUAGUAAUCACUAAUCUGAAAACCCUCCAUUUUCUCACUUCUCAACAACAAAACACCACGCCUUUUCACACUCUCACUACCUUCAAGAUUCCUUCUUCAAUGCUUCUCCCCCCUUAAUUAAUUAAUUAAAAUUAAAAUUAAAUUCAGCCCCUUUUUCUCUCUCUUCAUUUGGGCACUUUCAUCUGCUGGUUUUUCUUCCUUUGGGGCUCUCUUAAAAGACCAGCUUAGUAACGUGCUUAAUUAUACUUUUCUCUUGGGUGCUAUUCCUUAUAAAUUCAAGGUCAUUGAGGGCUCGCACUUUCAGUGUAUUGUGUGUAGGUUUGUCUAGCUCAGUAAUUUUGCAUACUAAGUUUAAAAAUGGGAAAGGGAGGUCUUGCAAAAGGUAAGGGACAUGAUGGAAGGGGAAAGGAUGGAGUUCUAGAUAAACAGUCCUGUGCUGAGUUCAGACCAGGAGAUGUAACGUGGAUCAAGCUCCGUGGAACUUCAUGGUGGCCUGCUCAGAUUAUGGAUGGGAAUGCAGUAAGUGAUAAUGCUAAACCUCGCAAGAGCAAAAGUGGUGAAGUUCUUGUGCGCCUAUAUGGAACAUAUAAGUACCUGUACAUGGACCCUGUGAAAAGUCUCUUGGAGUUUAAUAAUUUACUAAAGCGAAAUAACAGUACUCAAAGGGAGAUUUUUAGGAAGGCUUUGGAUCAGGACCUUUCUGAAUUACAAGCUGGGAAAACCAACACACGGAGGGUCAAGGCCAAAGGAAAUGACAGUGUACACAAGGAAACUCCAGUAUCUUAUAAAAGAGGAUUUGAAGAGCACGAUGAUUACACUCCAAAAAAGCCUGAUGGUAGUGCUCGGAGAUUGAAAGUAAUGCAGGAUCUUGGCCUCACAGCUCCUUCCGGUUCACCUUUUCUAAAAAAUGGUCAUGUUUUAUCUGUUGUGAAGUGAACUGAAUAAUUGCAAUCAAGGUAUCAUUUUGUAACCAUUGUGGAAAUCGUGGACCUUUUGGAAAUCCUGGACCUUUUUCUCAUCUUCCAUGCUUCUGGCAAGCAAUUUUUGCCUAUUUGGUCUUGCCCUUCUCAUUGAUGAUAGUAUAGGAGUAAAUAGUAGAAGAAAUGUAGAGAAAUUCUCGGGAACUUCUGAUGAAUUUGGAGUUGAUUGGUCAUGCAGUUCUGACGUUAGUUUCUGUCUUCAUUAUCCUUUCUUUCUUUCU
Chenopodium quinoa (quinoa) is the source of this 1348-nucleotide messenger RNA. RefSeq names its product histone-lysine N-methyltransferase ATX1-like. The record is from RefSeq and is a predicted model, not a curated record. The transcript is spliced from 9 exons. The coding region runs from base 505 to 1083 and encodes 192 amino acids. NCBI's taxonomy places the organism in Eukaryota, Viridiplantae, Streptophyta, Magnoliopsida, Caryophyllales, Amaranthaceae.